GUCCUCAUCUGAAAAACAGUAACAGGUCCACCUCACAGCGAUGCCACAAGAAUUAAGUGAAUGGCCCAAUGGAAAGUUUGAGUUUGGUGCCUCACUUGGAGCAAUUCCUCAAUAUAUCACAGCUCUCACUGAAAACUGCCUUUCCUACCUUCCUUUUCUGUUAUGUUCUUCCUAAAGGGUUAAUGAGUGAGAAUGAAAGAUAGUAGUGAUAUGCCCAGGACCAGAGUACAAUUAAAUAUAAAAGGCUUUUUGGAUCUGCUAUUAAUUUCUCUAAGGCAAGAAGCUAGGUAAAUGGCCUUUGUCUGGAACAAAGAAGACAGAUCCAUAAAACUGUAAACUGGUUCAUAAUAGUGUGUGAUUCAAAAACACAACAUCUGCAAAAUAAAUUUUCUAUCUCCAGGAAAACAUGUUAUGAAAAGCACAGACUAUUAAUAACAUGCUCACGGAUGUACUCCUUAACACAUGAUUUGAGAGUCUGCUCUUUUUUUGUGUGCAUGAAAUAUUAAGGGGAAUCUUUUCUUAGUAACAUUUGGAUACUAAACAAAUGCAAAACAGUUUGUGGAAACAUAGCUAAACAUCAGUUAUAACGUGCAUUACUGGAAUAGGACCACCCCUCUUCAGUCUUGCAUAUUUAAUAUGGACUUUUAUAUUAAGCUUCAAAUAAAAUAAUUCUGAUAAAAUAAAUCUGAGAUGCAGACUAUCUGUCUUAAUGUUUCAGUACUCUUGUCUCUUGUCUCAUAUAAAAAAAUCAUUCUUUUAACAAUUACAUUUUCAAAUACUUUGAUUCCCAGUAUCUUACAGGCUGUGUAUUAUCCAGUGACAUAUAUGGGAAAAGGAAUUCUAAGGUGCAAAGCCAGAUACAGGUGAAAGCUCUUCUCCUAAUCCAUUGUAUGUUUGCUAAGUCGAGUUUUGGGGUGCUUAAUGUUCUUGCUUCGAAGAGGCGGGGCAUAAGAUGGCUUCCUGAUGCUGCCUCGGGACCUGAGUACGACGCCCUCCAAGUACCUGGCGGUACCAGGCACCCAGGAAUUGGAGUUUCGCCGCUUAAGCAGCAGUCAGCUCAGCGGCAUGCCUCAGUUUCCUCGUCGUAGCUCCAGAUGUCCGGUGACGCUCUCAGCUCCGGUCCUCCCGGCCAGGCCGGAGGGCCAGCCCAGCUUAGUUCCCGCACCGAGGCCCGCGCCCCCACCCAACCGAACGCCGACCGGGCUGGAGACCAGGACCGCGCUGCGUCCCUUUCCGCCCCACCGAGUGGGGGUGACGGUGACGGUGAGAAGAACAAAAGAUGAUACUUGGAAAGCAGAUGACCUCAGAAAACAUCUUUUGGCUGCACAAUCAGGUAGUCCCAAGGAAGAUAAGAAACACAGAGAAAAGAAGCUGCAUAAGGAGUCAGAAAUGGACCUCCCUGAAUACAGAGAGCCCAAGCACGGGGGCCCAGACCGAGACAGCAAGUACAGAGAGAGGCCUGGCGAGAGAGAUGGCCCCGUGUCCAGGGAGAACCCUCAUGGGGACAGAGAAAGAGAAAAGCGAAGGGAAAGGAGAAAGGACUCCAGAGACCGGGACAGAGAAAGGCAUAAGGAGAAACACCGAGAGCAGGACACGGAGAAGUCUCACGGUAAAGGAAAAGACAGGGGCAAGGCCGGAGACCGCGGAGCUGAGAGGGAGGAGCGCGGGCGGACGGCUGCCUGCGCCGUCCCGCCGGGCCGGCCGCUCCUGGGCAGAGCAGAACGCGAGACCCGAGCAGUAAGCAGAGUGAGAACGGAAGAGAAGGAGAGGAGAGAUGGAGACCCUGAGAGGGGAGACGAGGAGAGAGAAAGACGAUACAGAGAGAGAAAGCUGCAGUACGGUGACAGUAAAGACAAUCCUCUUAAGUACUGGCUGUAUAAAGAAGAAGGUGAAAGGAGACAUAGGAAGCAGAAAGAACCAGAUCGAGAAAGGAAACAUGGAGAAAAAAGCAGCACAAGGGAAAAAAGAGAAAAGUAUCCAAAAGAAAAAAGUAAUUCCUUCUCUGACAAGGAGGGGGAAGAAAGACACAAGGGAAAACGACACAAGGAAGGUUUUCAGUUCGAUGAGGAGAGGCGCCAGAGUAACACGGCUGAAAAGGAGAGGUUGUCAAGAGAAGACCUUAAGAGAAGAGAGUCCAAGGACAGUGAGCACCGAAACCGGGGUGCAAGUUCAAGGAGAGAUCCCAUCGGCAGCCGGGAAGGAACGUGCGUUCUCUGGUAUGCAGAGAAUUUAGUAAGAAAUAAUGGAAAAGAUAAAGACUCAAGGAAGCACAUCCGGGAAGAGGGCGCCUCCGUGUGGAAGCUGGCUCAGAGGCAUGGGAGAGAAGAAAUGGCGGAAAUUGAAAAGGAAGACAUUGAUUCAGAAAAUGCUGGAGCUGAUGAAUAUACAGCUUGCUUUGAAGAUGAUUUUGAAGAUUACGAAGAUGACUUUGAGGUUUGUGAUGGAGAUGAUGAUAGCUUUAACGAGCUGGAACCAAAAGAGAAAAUCGAAGAGCUUCCUCUGGCCAGAAAGAAGGAGAUACAGGAGAUUCAGAAAGCCAUUAAUGCAGAAAACGAAAGGAUCGGCAAGCUGUCCUGCAGACUGUCUCAGAAGCCAGGUCUGCUGGAGGAUGAAAACAGUUCCCCUGCCAGAGCCCCUGUAUGUGGAAUUUUCAUUGAUUUUGCAACAGCCUCACGCCGUCAGAAGAGUCGGACUCAGGCCCUUAAGCAAAAGACACGCAGUACAAAGCUGCUUCGGCUCAUUGACUUAGAUUUUUCAUUCACUUUCUCUCUCUUGGAUCUACCGCCAGUAAAUGAAUAUGACAUGUAUAUCAGAAACUUUGGGAAAAAAAAUACCAAGCAGGCAUAUGUUCAGUACAAUGAAGAUAACGUUGACAGAGACAUCCAGACUGAAGAGAUAGAGACCAGAGGGGUGUGGACCCAGCACCCCGGAGAGGGCACGGCCGUGUCAGGGGGGAGCAUGAGUGGAGAUCCCCGUGAUGUGGCCGCUGCACCGAAGGUCGACACACCCAGGCUGUCCAGCUUCCUCCGGGCGGCGUGCCAGGUGAUUGCGGUUUUGCUUGAAGAGGAUCGUGUGGGAGCCGAACCCAGCUGGGGCCCCAGGACACAGGACAGCACCCUGCAUAUCAGUGACAGCUCCUCUCAGCUGAAUACCAGCCUGCCGUUCCUUCAGAAUCGAAGAGUGUCGUGCUUAUGUGCCUCUCAGGUGCAGAGACAGACGGUGGUGUCUGUGCACGGGCCGCCUGGAGCCGCGUCCGCCCCUGUGCUGGACUGCAGAUAUGUGCUGUGCGUGUGGGAUAUCUGGCAGCCUUCGGGGCCUCAGAAGGUCCUGAUAUGUGAGUCGAAGGUCACAUGUUGCUGCUUUAGCCCUUUUAAAGCCUUUUUACUGUUUGCUGGGACAGUGCACGGCUCGGUCCUUGUGUGGGACCUACGAGAAGACUCUAGAAUACAUCAUUAUGUGAAGCUGGGCAAUUGCUUCUGGACCUUCAGGACAGCAACGUUUUCUACUGAUGGUAUCCUGACUUCCGUAAACCACCGCAGUCCUGUUCAAGCCAUAGAACCCAUCUCCACGUCUGUCUACAAAAAACAGAGUUUUGUGCUUUCCCCCUUUUCUACUCAAGAAGAAAUGUCAGGUUUGUCAUUCCACAUUGCUUCCCUGGAUGAAAGUGGGGUUCUCAAUGUGUGGGUGGUUGUUGAAUUACCAAAGGCAGAUAUUGCAGGCUCAGUAAGUGACUUAGGUCUGAUACCUGGAGGGAGGAUAAAGCUGGUGCACAGUGCUGUAAUUCAGCUGAGCGACAGCCUUUCCCAUAAAGGCUGUGAAUUCUGGGGGGCCACACGAACCCUGAAUGUGAAGUUUCUGCCUUCAGACCCUAGUCAUUUCAUUGUUGGCACAGACGUGGGUCUUAUAAGUCAUGGCACCAGACAAGAUUUGAGAGUAUCUCCCAAAUUGUACAAAGCCCAGCAACCUGGUAUGAGACCAGUCCAAGUGAAUGUGAUCGAUUUUUCACCAUUUGGAGAACCAGUAUUCUUGGCCGGCUGUUCAGAUGGAAGCAUCAGGUUACACCAGCUGACGUCCGAGUGCCCUCUCCUUCAGUGGGACAGCAGCACCAACGGCCACGCGGUCACAGGCCUCCACUGGUCCUUGACCAGACCUGCCAUGUUUCUGGCCCAGGAUGACAUGUCCUGUAUUUAUAUCUGGGAUCUGCUGGAAAGUGAUCUGGGUCCUGUAGCCAAACAGCUCAUCUCCCCAGACAGGCUGGUGGCCAUGACAGUCGUGGGUGAAGCAGAGAAGGCCAGUGGCAGCUUCCUGGCCCUGGUGCUGGCCAGAGCCUCUGGCAGCGUGGACGUCCAGUACCUGAAGAGGGCGUGGGCAGCCCCCGUGGGAGACGAGCUGAGGAAGCUGCGGCUACUCUUUCAGGAAGCCCUGUAGAAGGGGGGCUGCCAGAUAGCGGGGUGUGGUCUUGGGGACGGGGGCAGGGCAGAAUGAUGACCCACACGGGAAAGACAGUUGUAUCCGUGUGCAUGUACAUUGAUAGAGGGUAUGUAUUCUCUAUGUAACUUACUUUACAAGAAUGUCACCUCAGUGUUCCCAGUGAGUAAAUCACUAUUUUUUGAAUGGAAACAACACACCUUUUAGUGUAUGCUGAGCUUGAGAGGAAAUAGUCAUGUUGAUUAUGUUCUUUGAGAAUAUUUCUACUUAUUUUUAGAAUAGCUUUAAAAUAUUAGCACAUUUAUAUUUUAAACAGUCUACCAUGAAAAUGUACUUUAAUGAGCAAUUUUCUUAGUCCUGCAGAAAAGGACAUACUCAGGUAUAAAUUAAAUGGAGUUAUGUCAUUGAAAUGACCUCUGCCAACUGUGUUUUCUUAAAACUUUCUUGGGCUUCUUUUGGCAUUAUUUGAAUGUCAGGCACAUUUUACAUUAUGCUUUAGUAUUUAAAAAUGUCUGUAUAAAAAUAACCUAAGUAAAUAAAUGCUCUUGAAUUUUGUACUCAGUUAUAACAGAAUUUUGGGGUGAGAUCCAAGAAAGCCCAGGAUGGCCCCCUGGCACAGUGAGGGGUGGGGAUGGUCAGCGAGGGGCCAGGUGGGGCUUCAGUUUCUCUGGCCACACGGAGCUCCCACUUAGCCACAGGAAGAUCUCACGGCAGGAUGAGAGCAUCUUUUACCCAGAAGGUAACAAGGGACAUUCCAGAGCAUUUGGCCCCUGUGUGUAAACACGUAUGUGUCUGACUUGUUCAGUCGAUGUGCUCUGUCUCCUUCACUGGACCAGGAGCUCUGUGGACAGAGAUGUGUCUCUUUCUCACCAUUGUCUCCGAGGGCUGUGUGCCUGCCUCACACACGGUGCUCAGCCAGUGGUGAAAGAAGCAAUUGAGUGAGUUGGCAGUGUGGCUCUAAUACAGAGCAGAGUCCUACCAGAAUGCCGUAGUUCAUGACUGGUGGUGGAGAUUUUAAUUCUGGAAACAGGCUAAUCCCCCUGGCCCCUCAUCUACCAUCCCCCCAAGUCCUUAUUUGUGAAAUUUGACCUAAACUGGAAUUGAGAGGAGUCUAACUACUCUAGUAAUAAUGAGUGACCUCCAGAGACCUCCAGAAUAAGAUGGCAUCCAGUUAGCAGCCAUACUGGCUCUUCUAAAUCCUAACAGAGGCUCGGGACACAGAAGGGAAAAAGCAUGGCCACCAAAAACUGGCCCGCUGAUUAGGAGAACUAGGUGUGAGAUCAUUGGACUCCACUGAAAAGGGCCAGUGACACCUAGGGAUUGAGGUCCUCCUACUGGAGCCUGUGUCUUGGACACAAGACUCCUGCCUGCAGAUCCCCCCUCCCCAGUCCUCUGGGGGAGCUGCUUCUCCCUUCAGGGGAUGCUGCUCUCUGCUUUCAGACAAAGCUCCCCCAUGCCCACCACCAGCACCUCCUUCCUCCCAUUCACAUCGAGACCCCAACACCAGGAAAUAACCAGAGGGAGAUAAGUGCCAAAAUAUAAUUUUGCCAAAAUUAUCUUUGAGGACAUGUGGGGACUAGAAGGGUCCUGCCGGCCGUCCUUAUUGGAGGAGCCAGUUUUAGGGGGUUUUGCUCUUUGAAUAGCUUGUUUAGAGUGUCUAAGAGACAUUAAGGAACAGAAGAGGAAGAAGAGGAGGCCCCAUCUGAGUUGUGGGUCUGCACUAGAAAGAGUCUGUUUAGGGCUGGAGAUGUGCACAGCUCUUACCCCAGCGUCUAGAAGAAGAAGGUCCCACUGGGCCCGGCUUGUUGGCAACCACAGAGUCUGGACCUUUGAAGGAGGAGUAGACCAGGAGUGAUGAAUGUAGUGCUGUGAAAUAUAUUACUUGGCAAAUGAAAGAAUAUUAUUCUGAGGACCCAGAAAGGGAGCAGACAUCUGGAGACACUUGGCCAGAGGAAGAAAAACAGGCAAGCAGCAAACAACAACAAAAUGAUAGACUAUAAGGAGAAAUGGCUUCUAGAAAAGUAAUAGAAAGCCACAGGAGAAAACAGAUUUAACAUUAAAUGCUAGAGAAAAUGUGUAAAAUAAGAGUUAAAAUCCACACUGAAGAUGACGAAUGGGUAUUUUCCAUUAGGAAUAAUGGGGCAGUGAUGUAGAGACUUACUUGAGGAGUUUCUCAGAAUGCAGAGGGACAAAUUGAUGAAAUAGUAAAAGACCAGCGGUCCAAACUAGGAGUUAUAGGUGCUUCUAAGGAUGAACAAUUGGAAAAGAAGUAACAAUAAACAAUUGUAGGAAGAACUUCCUGAGUUGAUAAAAGACCUAAUAUGCAUGUCAGAAGGCUCAUUGGGAGGCGAUCCACAGACAGGAUCAAGGUCAGCAUUGCAUAAAACAUCAACGUUCUUUCAGAAUUAAGGAAAUGUAUUUUAUUUUUCCUCCUUUUUCCCCUCUUCUUUAGUUAAUUGAGCAUUGUUUUGAUUCCAUUUUAUGUCUAUUGACUUAGCACUCUUAUACCUCUUUUAAAAAGUAGUUAGUGGCUGUCCAAUUUUCCCAACACCAUUUGUUGAAGAGACUGUCUUUUUUCCAUUGGACAUUCUUUCCUGCUUUG
This is a messenger RNA of Zalophus californianus (California sea lion), 7030 nucleotides long. It is a transcript of the gene DYNC2I1, whose product is annotated as dynein 2 intermediate chain 1. The transcript is spliced from 25 exons. Gene Ontology annotation, biological process: intraciliary transport. The record is from RefSeq and is a predicted model, not a curated record. NCBI's taxonomy places the organism in Eukaryota, Metazoa, Chordata, Mammalia, Carnivora, Otariidae. Bases 964 to 4428 code for a protein of 1154 amino acids. Gene Ontology annotation, cellular component: cytoplasmic dynein complex. Gene Ontology annotation, molecular function: dynein heavy chain binding; dynein light chain binding.